Molecule: messenger RNA, 636 nt
Organism: Salvia miltiorrhiza (redroot sage)
Lineage: Eukaryota; Viridiplantae; Streptophyta; Magnoliopsida; Lamiales; Lamiaceae
Product: SKP1-like protein 11
Exons: 2
Coding region: 69-464 (131 amino acids)
Biological process (GO): SCF-dependent proteasomal ubiquitin-dependent protein catabolic process
Cellular component (GO): nucleus; cytoplasm
Molecular function (GO): cullin family protein binding
Source: RefSeq, a predicted model, not a curated record
UCUCCAAAGUGAUCAAUAACGAGUUUACGCUAUACUCUUGGAUCUACUCAGCUUAAUUUUCUUCAUCAAUGGCCGAAAUUUCAGCGGAGGAACGAACCCUAACUUUAUUGAGCUCCGACGGCGAACGGUUCAUGGUCCCCGAAGCCGCCGCCGUGCAAUCAAAAACGAUCAAGAAUAUCGUGGAGGAUGGGUGCAGCGGCGGCCCGAUCCCGCUCGCCAAUGUCAGCUCUAAAGUACUGGCUGAGGUCAUCGUCUUCCUUAAAAAUCACGCGAAUGGCAGCGAGAUCGAGGAACAGAAGAAAAGCGACGAGACAUUCCUGAAGGAGAUCGCCGAUAGGAUUCGAGAUAAAUCGCCGGAGUGGGUGAGGAACCUGUUCGGAAUCGAAAACGAUUACACGCCGGAGGAGGAGGAAGCGGUCAGGAUGGAAUACGCGUGGGCUUUUGACGAUAUCAAUGAUGAUUGAUCCCUCAUGAGAAUUUUUUCACAAGGAAACAAGGCGUUGCAUUAGGGUUUUUUUUUUUUUUUGUUAUAUUAUGUUUAUUUCUUUUAUUAGGAUUAGGGUUUUCGUAUAUCUUUGGUUUCAUUUAUUGAAGAUUAUAUAUGUUUUGAUUAUUUGCAUUACUUAGUAUUGCUUA